AUGGGAGUUUGGUAUGUGGGCGGCAAGGAGGCGACGACGAUGAAUGCGACGGCGGCGUACGAGCGCGGACUGGCGACGCUGCGGGACUACGUGGCGGGCAGCGCCGGCGCCGGUGGGUUCAAGGGGCGCGCCGUGGUGAUGGGCGUGUCGCCGGCGCACUACAACUUGCCCGUGGCGGGCGUCAAGAAGGGGUCGUGCCAAGUCAACUCCAUGCUCACCAGCGCGCAGGCAGCCACCGUGCGCAGUGGAGACAGCUCCUCUAGCGAUCUGCGGGCCAUCCAGCAGCGUGUUCUCGCGGGGUCGCCGGUGGCAUACGUGGAUGUGAACCCCAUGAGCGACUCGCGGCCCGAUGGACACAUCCAAAACUGGAGCGUCAAAGGGGGAGCACCAGAUACAAGGAAGAACGACUGCCUUCAUUGGUGCGAAGGAGGAGUUACAGAUGCAUGGGUGGAAAUGCUCUUCAACAAGCUGCAAUAG
Messenger RNA from Closterium sp. Yama58-4, 477 nucleotides. The record is from the annotation of a GenBank genome assembly. NCBI's taxonomy places the organism in Eukaryota, Viridiplantae, Streptophyta, Zygnematophyceae, Desmidiales, Closteriaceae.